Messenger RNA from Carlito syrichta (Philippine tarsier), 2073 nucleotides. It is a transcript of the gene DCP1A, whose product is annotated as decapping mRNA 1A. The record is from RefSeq and is a predicted model, not a curated record. Gene Ontology annotation, cellular component: P-body. Gene Ontology annotation, biological process: deadenylation-dependent decapping of nuclear-transcribed mRNA; positive regulation of catalytic activity; deadenylation-independent decapping of nuclear-transcribed mRNA. Lineage: Eukaryota; Metazoa; Chordata; Mammalia; Primates; Tarsiidae. The coding region runs from base 102 to 1850 and encodes 582 amino acids. Gene Ontology annotation, molecular function: enzyme activator activity; mRNA binding. The transcript has 10 exons.
GGAAGUUGAGAGGACCGACGCAGUUGGGGGAACUUUGUCUCGAUGGCACUUUCCUGUUUGUGACUCCGCCCCUCCAGAGGGGCUCGGCUCCGGGAUUCAAGAUGGAGUCGCUGAGUAGAGCUGGGCAGGAGAUGAGCUUGGCGGCCCUGAAGCAACACGACCCCUACAUCACCAGCAUUGCAGACCUCACGGGCCAGGUCGCCCUGUACACCUUCUGCCCCAAGGCCAACCAGUGGGAGAAGACUGAUAUAGAAGGGACCUUAUUUGUAUAUCGAAGGUCAGCUUCACCUUACCAUGGUUUUACCAUUGUGAAUAGACUGAAUAUGCACAAUCUAGUUGAACCAGUGAAUAAAGAUUUGGAAUUUCAGCUCCAUGAACCAUUUCUUCUGUAUAGAAAUGCAAGCUUAUCAAUAUACAGUAUCUGGUUUUAUGACAAGAAUGACUGUCACCGCAUAGCAAAACUCAUGGCUGAUGUGGUAGAAGAAGAGACACGGCGAUCCCAGCAAGCUGCUUGUGAUAAACAGAGUCCCAGCCAGGCCAAUGGCUGCAGUGACCACAGGCCCAUCGACAUCCUGGAGAUGCUGAGCAGAGCCAAGGAUGAGUAUGAGAGGAAUCAGAUGGGUGACUCAAAUAUCUCCAGCCCUGGAUUACAGCCAAGCACUCAACUCUCCAAUCUAGGAAGCACCGAGACUCUAGAAGAGACACCCUCUGGAUCACAAGAUAAGUCUGCUCCAUCUGGACAUAAACAUCUAACCGUGGAAGAGUUAUUUGGAACCUCUUUGCCAAAGGAACAGCCAGCAGUUGUGGGUCUGGAUUCAGAAGAAGUGGAGAGGCUGCCAGGAGAUGUCUCCCAGAAAGAACCCAGCUCAUUCCUGCCAUUUCCCUUUGAGCAGUCUGGAGGAGCCCCUCAGUCGGAAACUCUGGGUGUCCAUUCUGCUGCUCACCAUUCAGUCCAAUCUGAAGUCACCACCCCGGUGCUAAUCACUCCAGCCUCCAUCACACAGUCCAGUGAAAAGCAUGCCCUUAGCUACACAGUCCCUUUGAGCCCUGUUCUCAGUCCCACGCUGCCAGCUGAAACUCCUACUGCACAGGCUCCCCCCAGCUUACCUCGAAACACCACCAUGAUGCAGGCAGUGAAGACCACACCUAGACAGAGGUCUCCACUCCUGAGCCAGCCCGUCCCUGAGCUAAGCCACGCCAGUCUGAUUGCCACCCAGAGCACCUUCAGGGCCCCACUGAACAUGACGAACAUGGCUGGCACAACCCUCCCAAGCGUUGAUCUCCUCCAGAAACUCAGGUUGACUACACAGCACGACCAAAUACAGACACAGCCGCUUGGGAAAAGUGCAGUAGUACCUGGCUUUUCUCCAGCAGCUGGCCAGCUGGCCACCCCCGAGAGCUUCAUAGAGCCUCCCUCUAAGACAGCAGCAGCAAGAGCAGCGGCCUCAGCCUCCCUGAGCAACAUGGUGCUUGCUCCCCUUCAGUCUAUGCAGCAAAACCAGGAUCCUGAAGUAUUUGUCCAGCCUAAGGUGUUGUCCAGUGCCAUGCCAGUUGCAGGCCCCCCACUGGUUACUGCAACAACCACUGCAGUGUCUUCAGUUCUGCUAUCCCCAAGUGUUUUCCAGCAGACGGGUACAAGGUCCUCAGACCUUGAGAGGAAAGCAAGCUCCCCUUCUCCUCUAACUAUUGGAACACCAGAAAAUCAAAGAAAGCCUUCCAUUAUUCUCAGCAAGUCUCAGCUCCAGGACACAUUAAUACAUCUAAUAAAGAAUGAUCCCAGCUUCAUCAGUACACUUCAUGAAGUCUACUUGCAGGUUCUGACCAAGAACAAAGACAACCACAACUUAUGACUGGAGUGAAAUAAAUCUGAAGGCAAAGUGUCAACCUCAGAAACAAAUAGGCUUCAUUAUGGAAACUUCUAAACAGAACAUUGAGUUUUGAGAAUCCUGAAAUUGAGCCUAUAAGAAAGAGACUCAUUUCUUAAGAAUGUUUUCCAAGUGACAUUCUCAGUGAUAAUGGAGGUUUCACUGUGAAGCAUCACCAGCAGACCUUUGUUUUAACAACAACAAAAAA